Molecule: messenger RNA, 1017 nt
Organism: Penicillium vulpinum
Lineage: Eukaryota; Fungi; Ascomycota; Eurotiomycetes; Eurotiales; Aspergillaceae
Product: Sirtuin family
Exons: 1
Coding region: 1-1017 (338 amino acids)
Molecular function (GO): histone deacetylase activity, NAD-dependent; NAD+ binding
Source: RefSeq, a predicted model, not a curated record
AUGUCCAACAAUACAGAUGCUAGUAUGAAACCCGAUAUCCAAUCAAUCGUGGACCGCAUCAGGACUGGAAAAGCUACGCGAAUUGUCGUCUUGACUGGCGCUGGAAUCAGCACUGGCGCCGGGAUUCCAGAUUUCAGGUCUCCAAACACAGGAUUGUACGAUAAACUCGCUCCACUGCGGCUCCCAUAUCCAGAGGCAAUUUUUCACAUCAAUUAUUUCUCCCACACACCUGAGCCAUUCUACGCAAUCGCCCGGGCGCGUCACCCGGGAAAUCUGAAACCGACUAUCACUCAUGCGUUCCUGGCACUGCUAGCAAAGAAGAAUUUGCUCCAUUUCGUUUUCACUCAAAAUAUCGACGGGCUUGAGCAAGAUGCCGGGAUUCCCCCUGAAAAGGUGCUCUGGGCUCAUGGAAACUGGAAGAGUCAACAUUGUUACAAGUGCAAGUCGUCAUAUCCCGAUGAUCUCAUGAAUAAAGCGAUUCGAGCGGGUGAAGUGCCAUAUUGUCUUGAAACCGGGUGCGGGGGUGCGGUGAAGCCAGAUGUUGUAUUCUUUGGGCAAGCCCUACCGGUUGAGUUUGAAGAAAAAGAGAAAGAGGUCCUUGAGGCGGAUUUGAUGCUUGUAAUGGGAACUAGUUUGAGGGUCGCCCCUUGCUCUAGGCUUCCAGGUCUAGUAAAAGAAGGAAUCCCUCGGGUUUUGAUCAACAAUGAAAAAUCAGGAGAUUUGGGUAAUCGAGCCGAGGAUGUGUGUAUUCUCGGAAGUUGCGACGAUGGCGUUCGUCGAUUAGCUGAUGCACUUGGAUGGGGAGACGACUUAAACAAUCUCUGGAAGGAGGCAGUCGCCGCUAAGAAGCACGAUGAAACAUUUGAGGGUGGUCCUAGCCUAGACGAGUGCAUUGAGAAAUUAGCUAGUGGCAUGAAGGACAAGAUGAAUGUAUCGGAUGGGCACAAACGCAUGCUGGAGAACCAUUUGAACAACAAACUUGGGCAGAUAAUAGCGAAAGACCCUACAUACUCAUAG